CAGAGAAGAAGUGGGGGAAAAUGAUACCAAAUUUUUAUACACUACUUUCUUUAAAUGUUCCUGGAGAUUUUCCAUUUCUUGUACAUCUCGUUCUUUUCCCUCCUGGACUGUUAAUCCCAAAGAAUUCACCUCUUUUUUUUUUUUUUUUGGCGGAUCACCAGAACUCCAACACAACUCAUGGCUUCCAAAUAUGAAUCCUUCAGAAAAUGGAAAUAUGAUGCUUUCUUGAGUUUUAGAGGGGAAGAUACCCGCAAUAACUUUGUCGCUCAUCUUUACAAAUGUUUAGAAGACAGAAGAAACAAGACAUUCAAGGACGAUGAGAAACUUCAAAGAGGAAAAUUCAUUUCAGCAGAGCUCUCGGAAGCCAUUGAGGAGUCAAGAACUGCCAUUAUCAUCUUCUCUGAGAACUAUGCUUCAUCCAAAUGGUGCUUGGAGGAGCUCGCGAAGAUCAUGGAGUGCAUAAACAAGAAGGGUCAGGAAGCCAUCCCAGUCUUCUAUAAGGUUGAGCCAUCAGAUGUACGCAUGUAGAGAAAUAGCUUUGCUAAAGCACUGGCCAAGCACGAGGCAGAUCUCAAGGGUACUGAUUUGGAGAAGUUGCAGAGGUGGAAGGACGCUCUACGUGACGCAGCCAUUAUAUCAGGAUGGGAUGUUCGCAAAACUGCCAAUGGCUACCGAAAAGCAUUUAGUGGGAAUCGAAGCUCGAAUUGGUGGAGUGGAGUCGCUGUUGGGAGUUGGAUCAGGCGGUGUUCGUUUUCUCGGAAUCUGGGGCAUGGGUGGCGUGGGGAAGACAACUAUUGCUAGAAAACUUUAUGACAAGAUUUCUCAUCAGUUUCAGAGGUCUUGUUUUCUUGAAAAAGUUCGAGAUGAAUCAAAGAUGAAUGGGCUGAAGCACUUGCAGAGAACACUCCUUUCAAGAAUCUCAAAUGGUAAAUCAGUUGAAAUACAAGGUGUUUUUGAAGGAGCGAGCAGGAUUAAAGAUAAUCUUUGUCUCGGGAAUGUCUUAAUUGUUUUUGAUGACGUGGAUGAUGAGCACCAAUUGGAGAAUUUAGUUGGAAUGCCUGACUGGUAUGCUGAUGGUAGUAGAAUCAUUAUAACAACUAGAGACAGUGAUUUACUUUGUGAAAACAGCCAAUUAUAUCCUGUCUCUGAAUUGUCUAAGCAGGAGGCUCUUGAACUUUUUAGUUUGCAUGCCUUUCAGAAACGAUCGCCGGAUAUAGAGUUUCUCAAUCUCUCCAAGUCCGUAGUAGAUUAUGCUAAAGGCUUACCCUUAGCUCUUAAGGUCCUGGGAAGUUUUCUCUACAAACGAGGUGUAACUGAGUGGAGAAGUACUUUAGAUAGACUCAAAGACACUGGGAACAAAGAUGUUAUUGAGCAGCUCCGCCUGAGUCUAGAUGGAUUGACCCCCAAAGACAAGAAUAUAUUUCUUGAUGUUGCUUGUUUCUUUAGAGGAAAAAGGGAAGAUUAUGUGAUAGAAAUACUAAAAAGUUUUGGUUUGAAUCCAGAGAUAGGAAUAGCUGUCCUUGCUAAAAGAUCACUUUUAUAUAUUUCAGAAGGAAGGAUUGAGAUGCAUGAUUUGAUAGAACAAAUGGGUCAACAAGUGGCACGUGAUGGUGAACAGGACAUGCCAUGGAAUCACACUAGACUAUGGCAUGAAAAAGAUAUAAAAACUGUUUUUUCUAUAAAUCAGAGGGCAGAGUCAGUUAGAGGUAUAGCUGUACCAACUGGCUUAGACCGACAUAUAUGCAAGUUUAGCAAAGCUUUCAGAAACAUGCCUUGUCUUAGGUUACUCAUGGUCAAAGGGGAGGAAGUCCGACGGCAUGAUCCUAUUGCUGAACCUAUUAAGCAUCUGCCCAGUAGCUUGAUAUGGCUUGAUUGGAGAUACUACACUUUUGAAUCUCUUCCAGCAAAUUUUGAACCAGAGAACCUUGUUGCGCUCAAAAUGACUUUUAGUUCUCUUGUUCAACUUUGUAAGGAGCCAAAGGAAUUUGACAAGUUGACAAUCCUCAAUUUAAGUUUUUCUGAGAGUUUACUCAGCACGCCCAAUUUUUCAGAUAUCCCACAUCUGCGGAGAGUUGUCCUGAAAGGUUGUGUUAGCUUGGUAAAGGUUGAUCCAUCCAUAGGGAAUCUUAAAAAGCUUAUUUUUCUGGACAUGGAAAACUGCAAAAAUGUUGAGUUGUUAUCAAGUAGUAUUCAGAUGGAAUCUCUUGAAAGCUUUAACCUCUCUGGUUGUGAGAAACUAGAAACAUUUCAAGAAAUAAGGGGGAAAAUGGACUUGCUAUCAGAGCUCCUUUUAGGCCGUACCGCAAUAGGGGAGCUGCCCUCAUCAAUAGGACGGCUAAAUGGUGUCAGCUUGCUUGAUUUGCAUUCAUGUAAGAACCUUGUAACACUCCCAACCAAUGUUUCUGAGAUGAGAAAGCUAAGAAUUUUGAAUCUUAAAGGCUGCUCAAAACUUGAAAUCUUUCCAGAGAGCCUAGUUGAUCUACAACAGCUGGAGGAGCUCUAUGCUGGCAACACAGCCAUUCUUCAACUACCAGAUUCUAUUCGAAACUUCAGCAAACUUGAAGUCCUGUCACUAAGAAGAGGAAAUAAGUGCCAAUUCUCUGGGAGUUUGAUACUCCCAUCUUCAUUUGGUGAUUUGCACACAUUGAGAAGCUUAGAUCUCAGUGGUUGUUGUUUAUCUGGUGAUGAAGUUAAUGCUCUUAUACUCUUGCCCUAUUUAUUGGAAUUAAACCUGAGUAGAAAUAAGUUUACUUCUUUACCUGACGGCAUCAGUCGGCUUUGUCGACUUCAAUAUCUCAACAUAACAUGCUGUCAGAAACUGAAAGGACUUCCCAAACUUCCUUCAAGUAUAGAGGAAUUAUAUGCAGAUGAUUUUCUGGCCAAACAAAGUACUAAAGAGCUACAGAUGUAUCUGAGAUUGAAUUUGGUCUCCUUCACCAGUUAUAGAUUUGAUCAACCAUCUUAUAAAGAAAAGAGCAGUGGAAGCUCAGUUUUGGAUGAGAUCUUCUGUUUGUUUCUCUCAAACAAUAUGGAUGAUGUGCUCAUCCCUUCCCUUAACUCUGAUCACCGUGUAAGUUGCUCUAUUGUCUUUCCUGGAGCUGCAAUUCCCACGUGGUUUAAACAUCAAAGUACUAAGCAAACGAUCUCGUUUGAACUGCCCAAGGAUUGGUACAAUGAUGAGUUUGAGGGCUUUGCUAUAUGCUGUGUGACCCUCAUGGGAGCAGGUUUCUUUGAUCCUGAUUCGGGGCUGUCAGGGAAGUAUGACUAUACAUUCAUCAAAGCCAAAUUGAUACACAAUAAUACAGUGCUAGAGAAAGAAUGUAAAGUGGGCACGGUAUCCAGAACUUAUGGCUGGUGUGUUUGCUUUACCUGCAUACCAUUGUAUUCUUCGCUGCAGGCAUCUGGCGCAGCAGACGUUAAGAACCUUAACCAGUAUCGCCUAUUUGAGGCAUCUAUCCCGGGGCGCAUUGUGAGACAAUGGGGAGUUCAGUUGAUCUACAAGGGUAAUAGCCAAUUUUAUCGUAAUCGCCGCAGUCUACAGAGGUUGAUUGGAAUUCAAUCAAACUUUGCUGCAUUAUGAAGCCUGUCAGUAAGUAGCUCUGUGUUGGAUCAUGACGGGAACUACUAAGGAAAACUAUCGGAGGCUGUUAUUAUCAAUGUAAAAUAUCAUUGGGAUUAUUGUACAAUGAGGGACAGAAAGAUACGAUAGGAAAACAACUUUUUGAAGAAGGAUAAUGUGAAUUAUAAAAAUCCAUGAA
Molecule: messenger RNA, 3758 nt
Organism: Lycium barbarum (goji berry)
Lineage: Eukaryota; Viridiplantae; Streptophyta; Magnoliopsida; Solanales; Solanaceae
Product: TMV resistance protein N-like
Exons: 5
Coding region: 515-3580 (1021 amino acids)
Biological process (GO): defense response
Molecular function (GO): ADP binding
Source: RefSeq, a predicted model, not a curated record